Molecule: messenger RNA, 8269 nt
Organism: Labrus mixtus (cuckoo wrasse)
Lineage: Eukaryota; Metazoa; Chordata; Actinopteri; Labriformes; Labridae
Gene: rhobtb4
Product: Rho related BTB domain containing 4
Exons: 11
Coding region: 843-3008 (721 amino acids)
Biological process (GO): small GTPase-mediated signal transduction
Molecular function (GO): GTP binding; GTPase activity; protein binding
Source: RefSeq, a predicted model, not a curated record
AAUAGCCUAAAUAUGUGUAGAAAAUGCAAACUCAAAGGUUCAAAUGACAUUUUCAAGAUAAUACAAAGUCUAAAGGUUAAAUUGAGACGCUCUUUCUCAUAAUUUUAUCUUCUAUGAUUAAUUUCUUAUCCCAAAAUAUGUCACAGCUAUGCAGCUGGGAUGCUGUUUGGUGGACAUAGCGCUCUUCUUAAAACGAGACUGUAUGUCCCGUUCAGCAUCCUCUUUGUUUUUUCCGAUAGCACUUGAAUGCAUCACAGGAUGUGUUGGGCGCCUUGUGUCGUGACGCGCUGUCGUGGAGGCGUGCCUCUGAUGGAAUCAGCUGGGGAAACAACAACACAAAAGGGGGUGGCUCAGACUUGCAGAAUCUCUAUGCCAGUUUUGUGUAGAUUUCAUGCUAAAAAAAAAAAAGCGUCUUCUAAAAUCACAACGACGUUAGGUCAGGUGUGCUGCAGCGAGUCGGUAGACUACUUCUUGAGGACUGUUAAAGCGCUGGAUUUAGCGGGCGUUGUGGGGAAGUGAGAAGUAGGAUGUGACAGGGCAGAGGUCCUGUGCGACGUCCGCGGUUUUCAGUGCUCUUUAACAAACAACGGGGCCACCGAGAACAUCGAAUUCGCGCGCCUUUGUCCGGUUGAAGAGACCGGCUGGACCAUCAGCAUAGUGGCAUGUGGGUCAAUACCGGAACCGUCGGAAGGUAGGGACCCCUCCUGCAGCAAUACUGGGUCACAUGCUCUCAAUGCACAAUGCAGUCCACACACUGCUUGUGAAAUCCUUCACUCCAAAGAUUAUGAACCCACCAGCUGCAUUUGUUUCAAACUGUGUGACCACACUGCAGGGCCCUCUCCAUGGAUAUAGACACAGACUAUGAGCGGCCCAAUGUGGAAACCAUUAAAUGUGUGGUGGUUGGGGAUAAUGCAGUAGGCAAGACCCGGCUAAUCUGUGCCCGGGCCUGCAAUGCCACCCUCACACAGUAUCAGCUGCUUGCCACCCACGUGCCAACCGUCUGGGCCAUCGACCAGUACCGAGUAUGCCAGGAGGUGUUAGAGAGAUCUCGUGAUGUCGUGGAUGAGGUCAGUGUGUCCCUCAGGCUAUGGGACACAUUUGGGGAUCAUCACAAAGACAGAAGAUUUGCCUAUGGCAGGUCUGACGUUGUGGUGCUUUGCUUCUCUCUGGCUAAUCCCAAUUCCCUGCGCCACGUCCGCACCAUGUGGUUCCCUGAGAUCAAGCACUUUUGUCCCCGGACACCCAUCAUUCUGGUUGGCUGCCAGCUGGAUCUGCGCUAUGCCGACCUGGAUGCAGUAAACCGUGCAAGGCGACCUCUAGCCAAACCCAUCAAACCCACAGACAUCCUCCCUCCAGAGAGAGGCCAUGAGGUCGCAAAGGAACUUGGGAUUCCCUACUAUGAGACCAGCAUUGUUGCCCAGUUUGGAGUCAAAGAUGUUUUUGACAAUGCCAUCCGAGCCGCCCUUAUCUCCCGCCGUCACCUUCAGUUCUGGAAGUCUCACCUGAAAAAGGUCCAGAGGCCUCUUCUUCAGGCACCUUUCCUGCCUCCUCGCCCGCCUCGCCCCAUUGUGGGCAUCCCAGAUCCCCCUCCUGCGGACGGAGAGGGUCCUGAUUCCCUUUUCUGCCUGCCCCUGUGCGCAGAUGUUCUUUUCCUCCUGCAGGGUGGUGCCACUCGCGUCUUUGCGCACAAAGUCUAUCUGGCUACGUCCUGCUCCAAGUUCUACGACCUCUUCACCCUCGAUCUUGGUGGAUCAUGUACAAGCCCACAUGCGGAGGAACAGGAGAACAAGGAAAAUCUGGAGAUUGCAGAGGAAGAUGAGCAGAGCAGGAGAGGAGCCAAGGAGCAGGCAGGCCGCACUAAGAGCCUGGACAUCGAUAAAGAUGGAAUUGAUGGAGGAGUGCGAGGCCUGAAUCGACCCCAGCUGCUCCAGCAGGGCUCUUUGAGGACUUCCCAGAGCGAUAAUGCACUUCCCUCUAGAGCUCUGUACUCCCUGGGGGCACAAGGGACUGGGCGAGCCCUUUCUGGGUGGGGAAGGGGCUUCUUAAGUGUUUGUCUGGAGCAUGUUGAUGAUCCCAUGACCGGACGACCACGACUCAUGACUGUUGUUGCCAUGGAUGCACUUAUACAGGAGGAACCAUUCAAGGCGGUGCUUCAGUACCUGUACACAGGCAGCCUGGAUGAGAGUAGAGGAGAUCUGAUGCAGGUGGCGACCAUCGCAGAGCUGCUUGAGGUGUUUGACCUGCGGAUGAUGGUGGCCAACGUCCUCAACAGAGAGAGUUUCAUGAACCAGGAGAUCACCAAGGCUUUCCAUGUCCGCAGAGCAAACCGCAUCAAGGAGUGUCUCAACAAAGGGACCUUUGCUGAUGUGGUGUUCCGUCUGGACGAUGGAUGCCUGCCGGCCCACAAGCCCCUGCUCAUCUCCAGCUGCAACUGGAUGGCAGCCAUGUUCCGUGGCUCAUUCAUGGAGAGCUACAUUGAGGAGGUACCCAUUCCUAACACAAGUACAGCAUGUAUGCAUGGCGUGUUGGAGUUCCUGUACUGCAGUCUGCUGACACCCUGUCCUGGUCUGGAGCCCAUGGAACUGAUCAUUUUGGCCAAUCGUCUCUGUUUGCCACGCCUUGUUGCCCUCACUGAACAGCACGCUGUGGAUGAGCUGCUCCAGUUGGCAGUGAAAGGAGGUGACAUUGACGGGCAGGUGCUGGCUUACCUCGAGGUUGCACAGUUCCACAAUGCAAAGCAGCUCUCAGCUUGGUGUCUUCAUCACAUCUGCACUAAUUACAAUAGCAUCUGCCGCAAGUUUCCCAAAGACAUGAAGGCCAUGUCUUCAGAAAACCAGAGGCACUUUGAGAAGCAGCGCUGGCCUCCUGUGUGGUUCCUGAAGGAGGAGGACCGCUACCUGCGCUCCCAGAAGGAGCGCGAGCGCGAGGAGGAGAUCUUGCGCAAGCAACACACCAAACGGGGCUGGUGUUUCUGGAGACACCCGUCCUCCUCUCCACAUGUCUCCUAAAGGAUUUCUUCCACUGACUCCUACUUCCUCACCUGGGUGGUCUCAACCAGGAUAUCUACCCCUUCCCCCCCUCCCCCCAAUGCUUAUAUAGGAGGAGGUCGUCUUUGAUCCGUCAAUUAGAGGAGAAAUGACUCUCAGUGCGACUACGCCUGAAUGUCAGCAUGUUUGGGGGAAUGUAUGUGCCUCUUUAUAACUGUGGGUGAUUUCAUGAGUGCAUUUUCUUGUGUGAGAAGUGUAGACUAAACUGAAUGGUAUGUGUGUGUGUGUGUGUGUGUGUGUGUGUGUGAGUAUGCAGUUUUGGCGAUUGAGUGAUGCUUCCGAGUUGAGUGCUUCCCCGACACCCUGAUCCAUUAUGGACCUGCAGCAUUGCAGUGCAGUUACCUGACCCCUCCACCAGAGCUCCGUCCUUCCACCAGCACUCGCAGCGUCCCAGCUUUUGAGUGAUUGGACUGGGAGCAAGGGCUCUCUAUCUCUCUCAGUCUCCAUCCUUCACAUUGACCUUAAUGACUAUUACACAUUGAACACUGCUGCUCCUCUCAGGGAGCUUACCUCUGCCUUCACUUCUACGCAGACUGUUAGCUUGCACAUGCAGACCCGUGCAAAAGAUCCGCCCCUCCAAAACCAGCACUGGAAUCCCAGGAAUAGACACUUAACAAGGAAUUUAUUAUUAAUUUGACAUAAUUUGAACUUUUAUAUACUUUUGGCGUCUUUGAGGACAAGGGCGCUGGCUAAUCCAAGGAAGUGUUGAGAACUUUGAUUGCUGUUGCAACUGCAAAGAUGGGACUGUUACCCUAGAGCCCAGUUUGAGUGAAUGGCAACCUUUAAACCAUUAGCAAGUAAGAACGCUCUAUCAGGAGACAUAAUAAAAGCUAUUAGCCUCCUGUCUAGUACUGAUGUAGCCCCAGGGGUCCGUCAUGCACCGUCGCACCUCCACCCCUUUCGACAAACGAAGCAAACAAAAGACUUUCCUUGAGUCGGAUUCACCAAACUGCACUUCAGAGACAUUCAAAGUGACCACUCUAUGAUGGGGGCAACCAGGGCUAGCCUUACUUUAUACCUCUGCCACGGAGGAAUGAUGGGUACAGUAUUAUCUAAUGCGCUUGUAACGUCCAUGACCACUAGGCUGCGCUGAAGCACCUCAGUCAUCCUGCCUUUACACCCCUACACCUCUAGGGGCAGCACUGCUCAGGGCCCCAGCACUAACCUUCACUCGAACUAAGCGUUUUUUUUUAUGUCUGAGAUGUCUUCACUCUCGUUUCAGUUAUUAAGAACGUCAGUAUAACUUAAAUUCAUGCAAAGUUUGAAGCACAAGCCCAGUGUUUUAGUGCAUUUAAAAAAAAAAACUGAACCUGUUGAUUUUCAUUCAGUUCUAAAUACCAAAGCUGUGAUCCCUUUGAUCUCCUUCUUAUUCACUUUAUUUCUGGUUCCUUCCUCUGGAGGGAAGAGGGGGGGGAGGAAGGCUGGGUUUUUUUUUGGAGAAGGAAGCAGUAUGAUAUAAUGAUUAAAUCCCUCCUAGUGGUGGUGUUUUUAGCGAGUAGUGUCAGGAGAAUAAGUGUCUCUGCUGGACAUUGCCUUCCAUUCCUCUGGCUGGAAUUGAAAAAUGGUGCUUCAUACACAGUAAGACAGUGUCCACAUGAACACACAGCAAACACAUGUGACCGUCGAACUGUUUGUCCAGUUGUUUAGUGUUUACCUGUGAUGAACGUGCAGAAUUGUUUCGAUGGUAUUGCAAUUUAACAAGAGCAUUUUUUAGUUCCUUCAUUUUUCUUCUCCAUAUGCUUACUGUCUGUAAAAGGUCACAGUAGGUCACUGCUUUUUAGAAUGUGCAGAUAGCUUUUACGUACACCCUUGAAAUAAUUUUGCUGCUUUUGUAUUCAGUGUGUUUUGCUUCCGUUAUAACCAGGAGAAUAUAAUCACUUUAGAUAGAAUUUGCAGCAGCAUGUGUUCUCAAAUGACACACAGCUUGAUAUAUGACUGUGAGAGCAAAUCGGAUUUUCUUGUUAAGGGUGCUAAUUUCUUUGGGCUUUAGGGCUGAAUGUGAAAACAAGACUUUGUGGUGAUGAGUUUCUAUUAGCACGUCGUUCUAUUUGUGGGUUUGCACCCUUCAGCUCUUACCCAGACAAGCUGUAGGAGAUGGAGAGACUGUGUGAGGCAUGUGGUGUUGUCCACGGGUGGUGUGUUAAAGUCAUUGUCAUCCACCCAAAAUAGAAGCCAGAUUGGAUCUCACGAGACCCAAGUGAGAAGUAAACUCAUUCUUCUCUGAAAGGAGCAAAAUCUCAGUCUACAUUAUAUGUAUCCAACAUAGUUUGGAAUAAAUUCACCAAACUCUAAAGGCUUUGGGAAUUUAGAACUUUGAUGGAGAAGGCUGGGGGACAAUUUCCGAUGUACGUCUACAACCUCAAUUUAGUUCCUUAGUAGGGUUAGGUAUUAGAUUGGUCUCGUUAAAAGUGGGUAUGACAUAUAAAGCCUCUUCUCUCAGUCCAUGUGCCUUAUAGUUGGACACAACUAAAAGAAGAUAGGUUUGGAUUUUAGCAACAUUUCUGCUCAAACAUGCAGAUGGGUUCUGCAGUGGUUGACACGUUUGAUACAGUUAUUAAUUGCCAUGAUAAUAUUAUAACUUUAAAGAUUAAUUAUGGUGUUGCUGCACUCUCGGAAAUUUCGAGCCAACUGGAGACAAAAUCUUUAGGCCUACUGCUUGUUCCUUAUGUAGUUAAAUGGCCUUGAACUAAAUUCCCCAUAGGGUAUGGUCCUGUAGAUUGGUCAAAUCAUAUAGACAUGGAUUAGCAUGUUUUUUUUAGAUAGUUGAUUAUUUGGAUGUAAGAAUCACACCAUGGUUGAAAAUGUCCACUAACCAGGUGAUUAAGAGUUUGAAGAGGAAGGUUUAUUCCUGUAUUGUAACUUUAAAACCACUGACUUUUAAUGAAGCAAAGCUUUUUUGGGGAGCACUGGCUGGCCUGUGUGCUGGGAGGGGGCGACCACUUUUGUAACGUGGUUAUAUUUGCAUGGUGGCCUAUCUUUUGUCAUUAUAAUGACACUUUGGUGUUGGAGUGCACUUUCUUUUUUUUUUUUUUUGUCUAUGACUUUACUUUUUCUGUGCUUAGCAUGAAUUGUUCCUUAUAUGUAAGAUUGUGUUCAAACAUGAUGAUUGUAGCACAAUGUUUCCACUUAAGUCUUGCAUAUUUCCCCACGACUUGCUCAGUGAGGAGCUGAAUGACACAACGUGUCCAGCUUCUUUUUGAAGGUCUGCAGUUGGCAAUGAGCCCCACUGUAGCUCUUACUUUGUGGCUUUAUGCACAUCUCAGUUUUUCUAAAUUAGCUCAGAAACAGCUUACGGUAGCAUAACUAAAUAUAAACGUUAAAUGCUUUGCUGCCACCUUCUGCAGACAUCUGUUGCUGCUGUGCAGUGUUACAGCUGUCCUUUUUAUCCUGUUGCUGUAUUUAAUACAAUCAAAUAAGGGUUGUUCCUGUUAUUUGUAAGAUAUUGGGUGGAGGGCAAAAAACUAAGAAGCUUAAAUGGCAAAAAUGUAAGCUAAAAUCAAGUAUUGUAAUGCACAUAUUUUGAGAAUAUCCUUGUCAACAAAAACCCUGCAUGUAAAGAAAAAGGAACUGGUUAAAGCAUGGUGUAUGUUUUCUGGGGUUAGACAAAAGCUUGUGUUUAUACAGAAGCGUUUUUAACCUCAGGGAUGGGACCCAAUCUCGGGACAGUUCGUUUGCAAUAAGGGUCAAAUUUCAGUACUGAAUCAUAAAAUCAACUAAAGAUGUUUGUUAAAGAUAUAUGGGUAAUCACAUUUUGGAACAUUUGGGUACUACUAAUGUAAGGUUAAGAAACACUGGCAUACAGAGAGGAAACUCUAGAAAUGAAAAAUGUUAAACCUUGAAAGCUUUAUUGAAACCACAGUAUUUGCUCCACAUAGUCCUCUGCAGACUAAAGAUGUAGUGUGAGGGUUUGUGGUUUGUAUUGAUCUAUCAUCACAUCCUUUUCACUGUCCUAUUCUCCUCAUGUAUUUCUUUGGGGCUUUUCUUUUCUAGCAGGCCUGACCCUCCUUUUUUAAAUGUGAGAGAACACCUGUUUUAAGUCGUUGGUAUCUCCUCUCCUGUGCCUUCAGUGAAAUUUCGGCUUAGUCGGCACUGCACCUGCAGCCUUCUGGGCACAAAGUAGAGUUGAUUAAGGCAAGAAUUACACACAUUUGAGCACAGGAAUUAAAGUAGGCAGCUUUUCUUUCAUGUAAGCAUAGUUUUUAGGAGUGACUUGGAUAACUUCCAAUGAUAAAACAUAAAUGAAGCUUUACAAGUCUAGCAUGAAAUGUCAUCUACGCUAAAGCUACGCAACAUAAAAUAUUAAAUGACCAAGAAACCCAGCAAACCAGCAGUUAAAAAUAAUGUUUUCGCACUCUUUCUGGUGCCUGCACUUUCUAUUAUGUAGCCUAAUACAAGUCUUUUGAUAAGAAGGAUACUGUAAGUCUUUAUACUUACCAGUGUUCUUGAAAAGAAAAUAUAUUAUUACGUCUCGUUUUUUUCAUGAAUUAUAUCUUCAAUUCAGUAGUAGGACCCUUUGCUUCCACUGUUUAGCUGCAAAUUACUAUUAUGCAAUCGUGCAUAAUGUCAGUGUAUUUGAUGCUGGGAUACAGAAUUAGUGAACCACUGGUGAAUUAAAGGCAGAUAUUAGCUGUGACAACUAUAUAAACGAUGCUUUAAUAAUUAUAGUUUUUUUUAUCCAAAGUACAGUGCAGUGUUGUAAAUUUGAUAUGAGUCCCAGAUCAUAAUAACCUCUCACUGUAUUACUGCUCACCACAAUGUAUGUAUGGACUGAACUGGUUUAUAUGGAGGAUUGUAAACACAGAAGUGUGUCAAUAAUACACAGACAUGGUGUGAUUAACUCCUGUUCCAUUCUGUCAUUUUUAAGUGAGUCGUAUAAACUGUCUAGUAUUGUUAUGCACUUAUGUUUCCGGUGACUCAUAUGAGUUGUAUUAACGUUAUAACAUGCUCAUGUUACUCUGUGUAUUACAACAAAAGGCAAAAGAAAAGAGCACACCACACUCACAAACUAUAAGGGCUUUCAAGAAAAUAUACAACAAUCAGAAUGUUUUGCUGCUGUUGCAAAAAAAAGUUUUGAAACUAAAAAUUUGUAAUAUUUUUAAACCACUGUGAUUUGUACAAAACUAAAAAAAAACAAAAGUACAAAAAAAUGUUUCUUCUUUUUUUGCCAUUUCAGUAUUUUGAUGUUUGACAUGAAUUUUAAUAAAACUGUUAAUCUUUUGAAA